Molecule: messenger RNA, 3087 nt
Organism: Megalops cyprinoides (Indo-Pacific tarpon)
Lineage: Eukaryota; Metazoa; Chordata; Actinopteri; Elopiformes; Megalopidae
Product: potassium-transporting ATPase alpha chain 1
Exons: 23
Coding region: 1-3087 (1028 amino acids)
Biological process (GO): intracellular potassium ion homeostasis; potassium ion import across plasma membrane; intracellular sodium ion homeostasis
Cellular component (GO): membrane
Molecular function (GO): ATP binding; ATP hydrolysis activity; P-type sodium:potassium-exchanging transporter activity
Source: RefSeq, a predicted model, not a curated record
AUGAGUAAAAAGGACACUUAUGGCAUGUUUGUGGAGAUGGAGAAGAUGGAUGGGGAAAUGGAUGUUAAGAUCAAGAAAAAGAAGAAGUUAAAGAAGAAGGAGAGACUGGAGCACAUGAAGCGUGAGAUGGACAUUGAUGAUCAUGAGAUCAGCAUAGAAGAGCUGGAGCUAAAGUACAGCACCAGCGUGACCAAGGGCCUGACCAGUGCUCUGGCCCAGCAGAUUCUGGAGCGGGACGGCUCAAAUGAGCUGAAGCCCCCGAAAGGAACCCCUGAAUAUGUGAAGUUUGCGCGGCAGCUGGCGGGGGGUCUGCAGUGCCUGAUGUGGGUCGCUGCCGUCAUCUGUUUCAUCGCCUUCGGCAUUGAGUGCGCCAAGGGAGACCUGUCCAGCGACGACAACCUGUACCUGGCUAUCACUCUCAUCGCUGUGGUCGUAGUGACUGGCUGUUUUGGGUAUUAUCAAGAGUUUAAGAGCACCAACAUUAUUGCAAGCUUCAAAAAUCUUGUACCACAGCAAGCCCUGGUUAUCAGAGACGGGCAGAAGAACCAGAUCAAUGCCAACAUGCUUGUGGUGGGAGACCUGGUGGAGAUUAAGGGAGGGGACCGUGUACCAGCAGAUAUCCGCAUCAUCACAGCACAGGGCUGCAAGGUGGAUAACUCCUCCCUGACUGGGGAGUCAGAGCCACAGACCAGGAGUCCAGAGUGCACCCAUGAGAACCCCCUGGAGACACGUAACAUUGCCUUCUUCUCCACAACCUGCCUGGAGGGAGUAGCUACAGGUGUGAUCAUCAACACAGGUGACCGCACCAUCAUUGGCCGCAUCGCCAGUCUGGCCUCAGGGGUGGGAAACGAGAAGACUCCGAUUGCCAUCGAAAUCGAGCACUUUGUGGACAUCAUCGCUGGGCUGGCCAUCUUCUUCGGUUUCACCUUUUUUGUGGUAGCCAUGUUCAUUGGCUACGCAUUCCUCGAGGCUAUGAUCUUCUUUAUGGCCAUUGUUGUGGCCUAUGUUCCAGAAGGCCUGCUAGCCACUGUUACUGUGUGUCUGUCUCUGACCGCCAAGCGUCUGGCCAGGAAGAACUGUGUGGUGAAGAACCUGGAGGCUGUGGAGACCCUGGGCUCCACCUCCGUCAUCUGCUCCGAUAAGACCGGCACACUGACCCAGAACCGCAUGACCGUGGCUCACCUGUGGUUCGACAACCAGAUCCACGCUGCCGACACCACUGAGGACCAAUCAGGUCAAAGUUUUGACCAGUCAUCUGAGACAUGGCGAGCACUGGCCAGAGUGGCAGGACUGUGUAACAGAGCCAUCUUCAAACCGAAUCAGGAGUCUGUGCCCAUCCCUAAGAGAAUAGUGGUAGGGGAUGCUUCCGAGACCGCCCUGCUCAAAUUUACAGAGCUGACCAUCGGAAACAUCAUGGACUUCAGAAGCCGAUUCUCUAAGGUCUGCGAGAUCCCCUUCAACUCCACCAACAAAUUCCAGCUAUCGGUGCAUGAGCUGGAAGACCCGCUUGACCUGCGUUACCUGCUGGUGAUGAAGGGGGCGCCAGAGAGGAUCCUGGAGCGGUGCUCCACCAUUCUGAUCAAAGGCCAGGAGCUGCCACUGGAUGAGCAGUGGAGGGAGGCCUUCCAGACGGCCUACAUGGAUCUCGGAGGGCUGGGAGAGAGAGUGCUGGGUUUCUGCCAUAUCUACCUGAAUGAAAAGGAGUUCCCUCGAGGGUAUCACUUUGACACGGAUGAGAUGAACUUCCCCACAUCUGGCCUGUGCUUUGCCGGGCUCAUCUCCAUGAUUGACCCGCCCCGCGCCACUGUACCUGAUGCAGUCAUGAAGUGCCGCACUGCUGGGAUCCGGGUUGUCAUGGUGACAGGGGACCACCCAAUCACAGCGAAGGCCAUUGCGGCGAACGUGGGCAUCAUCUCGGAGGGCAGUGAGACAGUGGAGGACAUCGCCAGCAGACUGCGCAUCCCUGUGGAGCAGGUCAACAAGAGAGAUGCACGUGCCUGUGUGAUCAAUGGCGGGCAGCUGAAGGACAUGACAAGCGACGAGCUGGACGAGGCCCUCAAGAAUCACCCAGAGAUGGUGUUCGCCCGCACCUCACCCCAGCAGAAGCUCAUCAUUGUGGAGAGCUGCCAGCGCCUGGGCUCCAUUGUGGCAGUGACAGGUGAUGGUGUGAACGACUCACCUGCCCUGAAGAAGGCUGACAUCGGUAUCGCCAUGGGGAUCGCUGGAUCAGAUGCAGCCAAGAACGCUGCCGACAUGAUCCUGCUAGACGACAACUUUGCAUCCAUCGUGACCGGGGUGGAGCAGGGCCGGCUGAUCUUUGACAACUUGAAGAAGUCCAUCGCCUACACCCUGACCAAGAACAUCCCUGAGCUCACUCCCUACCUCAUCUACAUCACUGUCAGUGUGCCCCUGCCCCUUGGCUGCAUCACCAUCCUCUUCAUAGAACUGGCCACUGACAUUUUCCCGUCUGUGUCUCUGGCGUAUGAGAAAGCAGAGAGUGACAUCAUGCACCUGAAGCCCAGAAACCCGCGGAGAGACAGAUUGGUGAAUGAAGCUCUGGCGGUAUACUCCUACUUCCAGAUCGGGGCGAUCCAGUCCUAUGCAGGCUUCACUGACUACUUCACAGCCAUGGCCCAGGAGGGCUGGUUCCCGCUGCUGUGUGUGGGGCUCCGGUCCCAGUGGGAGGACACUCACCUGCAGGACCUGCAGGACAGCUAUGGCCAGGAGUGGACGCACGGUCAGCGUAUGUACCAGGAGUAUACCUGCUACACUGUCUUCUUCGUCAGCAUUGAAAUCUGCCAGAUUGCUGACGUCUUGAUCAGGAAAACCCGCCGACUGUCUGUGUUCCAGCAGGGCUUCUUCAGGAACAAGGUGCUGGUGACAGCCAUUGUGUUCCAGCUGUGUUUGGGCAACCUGCUGUGCUACUGCCCAGGCAUGCCCAACAUCUUCAACUUCAUGCCCAUCCGAGUGCAGUGGUGGUUUGUUCCUUUGCCCUAUGGAAUUCUAAUCUUCGUCUAUGAUGAGAUCAGAAAGCUGGGAGUUCGGAGAUAUCCUGGGAGCUGGUGGGAUCAGGAGCUGUAUUACUGA